GCCGCGCCUCCCCCCCUCCCGCGGGCGCGGCGCCGGCGGGGGCGGCCGGGCGCGGGCGGGCGUGCGUGCGAUGGAAACGCACAUCUCGUGCCUGUUCCCCGAGCUGCUCGCCAUGAUCUUCGGGUACCUGGAGGUGCGCGACAAGGGCCGCGCGGCGCAGGUGUGCACGGCCUGGCGGGACGCCGCCUACCACCGCUCGGUGUGGCGGGGCGUGGAGGCCAAGCUGCACCUGCGCCGCGCCAACCCCUCGCUCUUCCCCAGCCUGGCGGCGCGGGGCAUCCGGCGGGUGCAGAUCCUGUCGCUGCGGCGCAGCCUGAGCUACGUGGUCCAGGGCAUGGCGGACAUCGAGAGCCUCAACCUCAGCGGCUGCUACAACCUCACCGACAACGGGCUGAGCCACGCCUUCGUGGCGGAGAUCAGCUCCCUGCGCUCGCUCAACCUGAGCCUCUGCAAGCAGAUCACGGACAGCAGCCUGGGCCGCAUCGCCCAGUACCUCAAGGGCCUGGAGGUGCUCGAGCUCGGAGGCUGCAGCAACAUCACCAACACCGGCCUCCUGCUCAUCGCCUGGGGCCUGCAGCGCCUCAAGAGCCUCAACCUGCGCUCCUGCCGGCACCUCUCCGACGUGGGCAUCGGGCACCUGGCGGGCAUGACCCGCAGCGCGGCCGAGGGCUGCCUGGGCCUGGAGCAGCUCACGCUGCAGGACUGCCAGAAGCUCAGCGACCUCUCGCUCAAGCACCUGGCCCGCGGGCUGGGCCGCCUCCGCCAGCUCAACCUCAGCUUCUGCGGGGGCAUCUCGGACGCGGGGCUGCUGCACCUGUCGCACAUGAGCAGCCUGCGGAGCCUCAACCUGCGCUCCUGCGACAACAUCAGCGACACGGGCAUCAUGCACCUGGCCAUGGGCAGCCUGCGGCUGUCCGGCCUCGACGUCUCCUUCUGUGACAAGGUGGGGGACCAGAGCCUAGCCUACAUCGCGCAGGGCCUCGACGGGCUGCGCUCGCUGUCCCUCUGCUCCUGCCACAUCAGCGACGAGGGCAUCAACCGCAUGGUGCGGCAGAUGCACGGGCUGCGCACCCUCAACAUCGGCCAGUGCGUCCGCAUCACCGACAAGGGCCUGGAGCUCAUCGCCGAGCACCUCAGCCAGCUCACGGGCAUCGACCUCUACGGCUGCACCCGCAUCACCAAGCGGGGCCUGGAGCGCAUCACCCAGCUGCCCUGCCUCAAGGUGCUCAACCUGGGACUUUGGGAAAUGACUGAGAGUGAGAAGGUCAGGUGAGAGGAGGAGGAGGGUGCCCCGAGACCUCCAUCUCCUCUGGAGGGACUCACUGACUGACUGACUGACUGACUGCUGCAGAGGAGGAGAGAAAGAGAGAGGGGCAUGCACACAGACAUGCUACCCACGCACUCUGGCACCACAGGGAGGAACACAGAGAAAGAGGGAUAUACCCUCGACCCUUCUGUGCUGCCUGCCUGUCCUUGCUGUGGAGGAGGAGGAAGGGGGACCAGGAGGACAGAGAGAAAGCACCUAUCCAUUUUCCAGGUCACGCCUCAAGCUCCGUGCUAGGGAGACAGAGCUCUCUCCCUUCCCACAGCAUCCUUCCCUGCGGAAGAGGUAGAAACCCACACUUAUGCACUGGGGCUAGAGACACCCCUCUUUGUCCCCACUCCCACAUUCCAUCCCCUCAAGCACUAAGGAUGGAUAAAGAAAGACCCUUGUUCUGCCAUGUAUUCAGAAUAGAUUAUUUUUGGUUUAUAUAAGGGAGAGUGGAAAUGGAGAUGGGAACAAAAAAAUAGUUAACAGCAGCAAAGGCUUCCUAGCUACACUUGUGUACCCAGCCACCCAGUCAUCCUGUGCUGGGCACAGACAGAGCUUUGGAUAAAACCACCAUUCCACCUCUGUGCUUGCCCCUCCCCUGUCAACACAUUUGUGACAGAAAUACUGCUCCCUAGGUACAUUGAUUUUUUUUUCCCCCUUUUAAAUCUCUCUUCAGUCUCCAGUUUCAUGUUAUUCUCUGCUGUGGGUGGAUACAACCUCCCACUAUUCCAGUUCUCCACUGCACUGAGACUAGCGAUAGCUACAGCCUCCCCUUUUGUCAGUAUGUUUCCAUGUCAUCCUGCACUAUGGGUAAUGGAAAAGUCCAGGCACUCCAUUCUCUCUCCCCAUCUCUCCACUGGAGAUGAAAACACCAUUUCCUCCUCCUCCUGUCUCUGUGGGGGCUGGACACAGACCCCACUCUCUUAAGCCUUCCUGUGCACUGGGGGACUCUGAGAGUUGCUGAGACUUGUCUUCCCUUUCAUCAUUCUCUCUUUUUCUCCCCUCCUCCUCCUUGGCAACAGGGAUAGACAUAUCCAGCCACAUAUCCAUUCCUCUCUGGGUUGGGGGUGAGCAGGUAGAAGGGAGUUCUCGCUCCUCUCUACCUGGGGGUCAAGAGGAAGAAUCUCCAGCUUCAUUUCUGCUUCAUUUGAGAUACUGUGACCUGUUUUUAUUUUGAAAUGCAUAAAAAAAAUUACUGCUACAAAAACAGCCUCUUACUCUCCCAUCUAGCCCUUGCUUACAUACUGUAAUUGAUCCCAGUUUUCCUCACUCAUUCUCCCCUUUACAGUAUUCAUUUUCUUACAUGGUUUUAUUUUUAAAGACAUAUGAAGUUGCUGUUCUUGUGGAUUUUUAAGUACUUUUUUUUCUGCUGAAUAUAUUCUAUAUAUAUAAAUAUAUAUAUGAUGUCUGGCUACCUCGUUUUAAUUUGUUACUUUUUUUUUUUCCUCCUCAAAAGCCCUGGAAUUCUUACAGGAAAGAGAUUUUGAGACUGAAACAUUUUUGUGCCUAGACUGGAAUAAUGCCCCUUGGGUUUGUUCUUAUUUUAUCCCCUCCUCUUCCCCCACCCCUUUUUUUAAUUUUUUUUUUUUUAAUUUUACAUUUUUGUUUUUAGGCUUACCCUACUGUGUCCCACCUCCACAUUCUGGUUGUGCCU
Molecule: messenger RNA, 2966 nt
Organism: Passer montanus (Eurasian tree sparrow)
Lineage: Eukaryota; Metazoa; Chordata; Aves; Passeriformes; Passeridae
Gene: FBXL14
Product: F-box and leucine rich repeat protein 14
Exons: 1
Coding region: 71-1273 (400 amino acids)
Molecular function (GO): protein binding
Source: RefSeq, a predicted model, not a curated record